This is a messenger RNA of Rubroshorea leprosula, 2030 nucleotides long. The record is from the annotation of a GenBank genome assembly. NCBI's taxonomy places the organism in Eukaryota, Viridiplantae, Streptophyta, Magnoliopsida, Malvales, Dipterocarpaceae.
AUAAUUUAACAUUUGAGGCAUCCAUGUCUAAGUUUGGGUUUAGUAUUUUGAUGGAGAGCAGCAUAACAUCAAUGAUAAAUUCACUGUCAGACAUAGCGAAGAAAAAGCUGACAAAGGAUUACAAUGGCUUUGUGAGAUAUGAAAAUAAAGAUGUUCAGGUUGAGGAUUGGGUUGAGUUUACAACAAAGAGCAUGCCAUAUGUUUACAAUGGAAGCAUCUAUGGUUACAUGUCAGGUAUUGAUUUAUCUUGCAACCAUCUCACAGGAAGGAUCCCACUUGAAAUUGGAUACUUGAAUCAUAUCCAUGCACUAAAUUUGUCACACAACAAGCUAACAGGACCAAUUCCCUCUACAUUUUCAAACUUGAAGCAGAUUGAGAGUUUGGACCUCUCUUAUAACAAUUUGAGUGGGAGAAUCCCCCCUCAGUUGAUUGAGCUAAACACCCUGUCUGUGUUUUCUAUUGCACACAACAACUUAUCAGGAUCAACCCCUGAUCAAAAAGCUCAGUUCGGAACCUUUGAUAAAAGUAGCUAUGAAGGAAACCCUUUCCUUUGUGGAGCUCCAUUGCUAAUCAACUGCACCAAAAUUGAAUCACCAUCAGUUCUGAUCAAUGUCUCCGAUUAUGAUAGGGAAAACAAUGGUUUGAUUAACAUGAAUGUUUUUUAUUGGAGCUUUGUGGAUAAGCUCAAGGAGGAGUUCCAGGGAGAUACAAAGGCAAAGCAAAUUCAGGUGGUUAAUCUUAGGAGGAAAUUUGAGGUUCUCAGGAUGAAAGAAACAAAAACUGUGAAAGAAUUUUCUGAUAGGGUGAUGAAGGUGGUGAAUCAAAUCAGAAUACUUGGUGAAGAACUUACAGAGAAGAGGAUUGUAGAUAAGGUUCUUGUGAGUUUACCAGAGAAAUUUGAGCAUAAAAUUUCUUCUCUGGAGGACUCAAAGGACAUGACACAAAUGACACUUUCCGAACUUGUGAAUGUGCUUCAAGUUGUAGAACAAAGGAAAGCAAUAAGGCAAGAAGCUGAAGGUGCUGUUGAAGGUGCUUUUAUUGCAAAUGAAAGCGGAAAAGGUCAAUUCAAAGAAGAUGAUGAAGAGAAGCAAUUUUUAGACAAAAGUGGAAAGGAGAAGAGAGAUUUUCAGAAUGACCAACAAAGCAGCAAUUAUAGAAGCGAGAAAAAGCCUUAUCCUCCAUGUCUACACUGUGGAAAGAUGACUCAUUUAGCAACUUACUGCUGGUUUAGGCCUGGUGUAAAAUGCAAGUCAUGUAAGCAAUUUGGCCAUGUUGAAAAGGUUUGCAAAGCUAAGGCAAAACAAUAUGAGAAAGCGCAAGUUGCUAAGAAUGUAGAUCAGAAGGUAGAAGAAUUGUUUAUGGCUGCUGUGGUUGAAAGCUGUUCAUCAACGUUUUUGGGUUCAAAUUCUUGGCUCAUUGAUAAUGGGUGUACCCAUCAUAUGACCUCAAAUUUGGCCAUUUUCAAGACACUUGACAGAUCUUAUUUUUCAAUGGUUAGACUUGGAAAUGGGGCCAUUUUCAAGACACUUGACAGAUCUUAUUUUUCAAUGGUUAGACUUGGAAAUGGAGAAGUUGUUGAAGUGAAAGGAAAAGGGACAGUUAUUGUUAAUACACCAACUGCUUUAAGGCUUGCUAUAAAGGAGAAGGAGGUGCAGAUUCUAUAUUGUAGCUCAGAAGAUCAGUUAGCAAACUUUUCCACUAAACCUAUGCCAAAUAAAAGGUUUGAAGAAUUUAGAGACCAGCUCGACAUUUGCAGCUUUGUUGCCAAGGAGGAGGUUGUUGGAACUAUUCCAGAUAUGCAUGCCACCAAAGCUACUAUGUUACUGUUCGAUUGAGUCUAUUUAUUUGUUAUUUGAAUUUAAUUUAGUUUGUUUGCAAUUUGAAUUAGUUUGUUGCAAUUUGUUUUAAGUGUUUUUAAGUUUAUAACAAUUUGUUUAAGUUUGUUUGUAUUUGAUAAUUGUUGAGGUAGUUUUGUAAUUACUCUCAUAUGUGUAUUUAAGUAUUUUACGUAAUGAAAAUUGUGUUGCUUC